Molecule: messenger RNA, 2279 nt
Organism: Macrobrachium nipponense
Lineage: Eukaryota; Metazoa; Arthropoda; Malacostraca; Decapoda; Palaemonidae
Molecular function (GO): RNA helicase activity; RNA binding; ATP binding
Source: RefSeq, a predicted model, not a curated record
UCCGUUCGGUCCGUUCGACCGCAGUGACUCAACUCAAGUUGGGAAAAGUUACAAGUAAUGUAACAGAUUGUAAAUCUACCAGUUCUGUUUUACAAACUUGUAAACACACUAGUGGGAACUCCGUGUUUAUACAGUAUAUUUCAGACGGCCCUUGUUUGCAUUCUGCUUAGGUGACUAAAGAUGUCUGCUGUCAAUAACUUCGCCUACGAGGAGGAGGAUUGGGAGAAGGAGAUGCAGGAAGAGGAAAUGGAGAAGCGUCGACUUGAAUCCCAAGGGCAUGAUUUAGCUUCACAUGAUGAGAAAUACCCAAAAACUGACAACAGCAGCUAUAGGUAUGAAAGAAAUGACAGUUACUCCAGACCUGAAAGUAUCAACUACUCGUCACGGGACAGCAACUACGCAUCACGUAGUAGUUAUUCUCCACGGGAAAGCUAUUCAUCACGUGAUAACUACUCUUCACGAGAUAACUAUUCUUCACGAGAUAACUAUUCUUCACGGGAUAGUAGUGGUUACCAGUCUCGAGAUAGUGGUGGCUAUUCACGUAGUAAUGAUUACCCUUCUCGGGGAGAUGGGUAUUCGAGAGAUGGCUACAGAAAUGAUAACUACAACUCAUCUGGAUUCAAGAGUCAAAGGGGAGGGGGAGGCUUUGGUGGACGAGGCCGAGGAGGUAGAGGUGGUGGUUUUGGUGGUCAGAGUGGCGAUUCAUGGUCUUGCAGCAGUUGCAAAUUCUCAAAUUAUGCAAGCCGUACUAGUUGUUACAAGUGCAGAACACCUAAAGUGUCUGUUGUUAUGGACAAGGUGAUAAAAGACACCAGAUUCAAAAACUUAAUGCAAUGUCAGAGAUUGUCAUUGCUACCCCUGGUAGACUAAAUGAUUUUGUUAGCCAAGAUCUAGUCAAUUUGAGUGGAGUGUCCUACCUUGUAUUGGAUGAAGCAGAUCGAAUGUUGGAUAUGGGCUUUGAACCGCAGGUCAGGAAGAUAGUGAUGAAUAUACGACCAGAUCGACAGACUAUUCUGACAAGUGCCACAUGGCCCAACGAAGUGCAGUCAUUGGCUAAUAAAUUAUUAACCAACCCCAUUCAUGUGAUAGUAGGAUCACUCGACCUGCAAGCUGUAGACACAAUCACUCAGCGAGUGGUUGUAUGUUCCAUCAUGGAAAAAGAAGAAAAGUUGCUAGAAUUUUUGAAGACCAUGAAGCCAGAAGAUAAGGUGAUAAUUUUUGUUGCACAGAAAAUUACCGUCGAUGAUCUCUCAGUCAAGUUGUUAGAAGCAGGUCAUGCAGUGGAAAGUAUGCAUGGUGGCCGAAAUCAGCGCGAUCGCGAAUAUUCACUUCGUCAGUUAAAAUCAGGAAGGAGUAAAGUAUUGAUUGCGACUGAUGUUGCAGCAAGAGGAAUAGACAUAAAUGAUAUAACACAUGUUGUAAAUUAUGAUUGCCCAAGGGAUAUGGAAGAAUAUGUCCACAGAGUUGGGAGAACUGGCCGAGCUGGCAGAUCUGGAGAAGCUUUAACCCUUAUGUGUCGAGAUGAUUGGAAAGUUUCAGGGAAGUUAAUAGAAAUACUUGAAAAGUCUGAUCAGGAAGUACCUCACGAUUUGAUGAGGAUGAAGGAACGUUAUGACAGGGUGAGAGAGGAGGGUAGAGACCGUUUCAAUCGUAAUGGUAAGGUUAUGGGCUAUGGAGCAAACCUUAGAAAUGGUUGGUCUGUUGCAUAAUUGUUUUAUUUACAGGGUACCAAACUUCACACUACAUUAUUCACCAUUAGGGAAAAUUUUGUUAAGUUUUUCAAAAUUUAUGGUACUGCACAAGCAUGGCAUCAAUAGAUUAUUAAAAUAAAAUUAAUGAGAAACAUUCAUAUCUGCAGUUAGUGUCCUAGCUCCCAGAAUUUUGAGCAUUGUACCCUCUUUCCUCUCAUUACCUGGUUAUUAAGUGUAAUUAUUUAGAACUGUACCUCUAUGUACUUUUUGACAAUAGCAGAUAUAAUGAAAAUAACCAGUAAGUCAAAGUCUGGCAAUGAGAAGGAUUUUCAGCCAUUUAGUGUUACUACUUCGUCAUUCUAAAACUGCAGUAUUUUCUCAUUGGUAAAUUAUGUACCAUUAUUUUGUUACCAGUAUGUUUGUGUAUUUAGGUUAUGCUUUAGUUUAAGGUAUCUGAUAUAAUUUAUAUAGAUAUCUAUUUUCUUAUGCACCAAAAGUAUAAGCUUUAGUUGAAUUUUCUAGUAACCUGUUUAUGUCGUUAAGUUAAAUUCCAUGUAAUAGAGUACAUAAAAAAAAAUUAUAAAAUUA